CGUUAUCUUAUAAUUGCAGAAGUCAUAGAAAGUCGUAGUCUCAACCAUGACAGAACUAGCAUUACAGUUAUUUUUCUUACAAAGCAAGUAGUCGUGUAAAUUUGAGCAAUUUCCUACAUUCUGUAGGCCUAAUAUUGUUGGCAAAAACAACAACAACAAAAAAUAUAAUAUUUUAAAAUUAGCUGUAUUUUGGCAUAUGUGACCCUGCUGGACCACAAAACCAGUCACACAGGUCAUUUUUUAUUUGUAAAAUAAAUAGGCUUUUCGUUUUUUGUUAGGACAGGACAAUAUAUCUCGCUGAGAUCUGAGAAUCUGGAAUCUGAGGCUGCAAACAAAUAUCAAAAUAUUAGGAAAUCAUCUUUAAAGUUGUCCGAAUGACGUUCUUGGUGGUGGGUGUGCUUGCGUUUGGGGGACAGGACCAGAAAGGACGGGGGCUGGUCUCAUUAGGAUGGUUUGUAAUUACACUCUUCUUUGUUUAGAGAUCCUUUGACAAGAGCUGAUCUUCCUGCUUUAAAAGUUUACUGUCAGUCUGGUUUGUCUCCCGCUGCCCACUGUCUUUGAACGUCUCCACUGAAGAGCACCGACCAGGCAACCUCUGCUGCAAUCAUGUUCAAUUAUUAAUGGCAAAGACAGUGAAUUUUCAUUGAUAUAAGCUUUUAGUUAUAAAGAGCACAGAUCAUACGCUCAUAUAUUGUUUGCAUCAUUUGGAGGACAAGGCAUUAGCUUAAAAAGUGGCUUAAUCCAAAAAGAGAAGAUCAUCUGGUGAUAUUAGAAGUUGCAACACUUAUGGAAAUUCCAGUGACUUGUGCCUUGGUCUUCCUGCUGGUUUUUGAUGGGGGCUGCGGUUUAGACACCUCCAAGGGUGAUGCGGGUCAGAAAAGGCCAUCUCGAGCGACAGAGAACAAGCCGAGCCGCUGUUCCUACACUUUCAUCGUACCUCAGCAGAAGUUAACGGGGGCGCUUUGCGUGAGCACCGAGACGGCUCGUGUCAACCGCUCUGAGAUGGCGUCCCUGCGCGCGCUGCUGGACCGCCAGCAGGAACAGCUGGACACAAUGCGUGGGCAGCUGGAGCAGGAGGGCGCGCUGGCCAAUGAGAUGCGAGUUCUGCGAAGGGAGAGCGUCAACAUGAACGCCCGCAUCACCCAACUCUACGCUCAACUGCUGAAUGAGAUCAUCCAGAAAAAGGAUCAGGCUUUGGAGCAACGGAGGCUCGAGGGUUUGGUGUUUAAUGCAACGGCCCAGGUGCUUCAGGUGUCCAGCAGUUACAGAGACCUGGAAAAGAAGUAUGACGCACUUACUUCUCUAGUGAGCAACCAGAGCCAAUUAAUCACGCAUCUAGAGAAACAGUGUCAGCUCAAGAACCCCACUAAAGAACCGCAGGAAACCACAUCACUUCCGGUUCAACAGUCAAGUGAGUUUGUGGAUGAGAACACAGAGCACGAAGGAGUGGCCAGAAAUAUCCAAAGAGACCAAAGUGUCCCUUUGCACCAGGAACAGAGCCCUCCGGAACUGCUGGAGACCUUGGAUGGCUUGCCCACUCUGCCAACAGACAUACCUUUCACCAGUUACCCUGUGACUAAAUCUCCAGGGCCGUGGGAUGACUGUCAUCAUGUGCUGGAGUCAGGGGAGAAGACCAGCGGUAUCUACCUGCUGCGACCACGCAAUACUAACAAACUUCUGCAGGCCUGGUGUGACCAGAGCAGAGCUCAGGGUGGCUGGACCGUUAUCCAGAGGAGACAGGAUGGCUCUGUCAACUUCUUCAGGACCUGGGAACAGUACAAGCAUGGCUUUGGCAAUCUGGAUGGAGAAUACUGGCUGGGGUUGGAGUACCUGUACUGGCUCACCUCUCAGGCCACCUACAAGCUGCGAGUAGCCAUGGAAGACUGGCAAGGACGACAGGCGUUUGCGGAGUACGACAGCUUUCGGGUGGAAGCGGAGAGUGACUGGUAUCGGCUACGGUUGGGCAGUUAUCAAGGCAACGCAGGAGACUCCCUCUCAUGGCACAAUAAUAAAGCGUUCACCACUCUAGACCGCGACAAGGACGCUUAUUCAGGUAACUGUGCUCAUUACCAGAAGGGUGGCUGGUGGUACCACAUGUGUGCCCACUCCAACUUGAAUGGGGUGUGGUAUAGAGGAGGCCAUUACAGAAGUCGAUACCAGGAUGGUGUUUACUGGGCAGAGCUCCACGGAGGCUCGUACUCCCUAAAGAAAGUGGCCAUGAUGAUCAAACCUGCUUAACAUCCACAGAAACAAAUCAGAAGACCACCCAGAGAGUUGAGAGUACUUAAACUGAGUGCCACAUUUUGCCGCCAUUUCUAUGCAAAUAUGUGACAAUGAGCACUAAAUGGUUUCGUCCAGCUUCAGGUUAUUUUAUUAGAGAUCUAGUCUUGAAGUUUUAUUAAUACUGUCGGAACAAAGACAUGAUUUGAAUAUUUUUAUUCAGAUGCAAUAUUGUAAUUUUACAAUAGUUUUGAUAUAUUUUCCAUUUGAUUGUAUUUUGUUUCUCAACCGUCAAAUAAAAAAGUGGUAUUUUGGAAAA
This is a messenger RNA of Puntigrus tetrazona (Sumatra barb), 2539 nucleotides long. It is a transcript of the gene angptl6, whose product is annotated as angiopoietin-like 6. NCBI's taxonomy places the organism in Eukaryota, Metazoa, Chordata, Actinopteri, Cypriniformes, Cyprinidae. The coding region runs from base 787 to 2238 and encodes 483 amino acids. The record is from RefSeq and is a predicted model, not a curated record. The transcript is spliced from 7 exons.